Racocetra persica is the source of this 122-nucleotide messenger RNA. The record is from the annotation of a GenBank genome assembly. Lineage: Eukaryota; Fungi; Glomeromycota; Glomeromycetes; Diversisporales; Gigasporaceae.
UAGAUUUUGCUAUUGCUGGUAGAACUUCGUUGCUAACAUUAUUCUUGAGAUUUCACUGUUGGGAAAGAAGUGGUUGUUGGGAAAGGGUGAUUAUCAAGGAUGUGGUAAUAGUUGAAAAGUGA